Messenger RNA from Actinia tenebrosa (Australian red waratah sea anemone), 1388 nucleotides. Its product is annotated as pyruvate dehydrogenase phosphatase regulatory subunit, mitochondrial-like. The record is from RefSeq and is a predicted model, not a curated record. Gene Ontology annotation, cellular component: mitochondrion; cytoplasm; mitochondrial matrix. Lineage: Eukaryota; Metazoa; Cnidaria; Anthozoa; Actiniaria; Actiniidae.
UAUGGCAUAAAUGCAGAAAUGAUCUCAUUGAAAGAAGCACAGGAAAAGUGGCCAUUUAUGAGAGUCGAUGAUUUAAAGGGCAUAUUGUGGAUGCCAGAUGAAGGAGUUAUCAGCCCAACUGACGUGUGCACUAUGUUAGCUAGAGGAGCCACCAAUCAAGUGGGCCAGAGAAUUAGGUUUGAUUAUCGUACCAAUCAAGGUACAUUCGGUAAACCCCAUUGGUUUAAAAACGUGGAGGAAGAGUGCAAAGCAUGUCGGGAUACUGUUGCUGUGGUAGACUUGACCUGCUUUGGCUUGUUCGAAUUAGAGUCGCAAAAUACAUCUGAAAGUCUCGAGCUUCUACAGUCGUUGUGUGUCAAUGAUAUAGACAUACCUAUUGGACAUGCUAUACACACGUCCAUGUUGAAUGAGAUUGGAGGGUACGAGGUACAAUGUACUGUCAUCAGAAGAGCUAAAAACAGGUUUUUAAUUGUUACCAAGCCCACCCUAACAACACACACUGAGAGCUGGAUCUCACGCAACAAGGACCCAAAUAGUGACAUCACGAUUACAGAUAUCCAAUCAAAUUGCUCCAUUCUUGGAAUUUUGGGGCCAAACUCUCGUGAGGUUUUACAGCAGCUGACGCUCUCUUCGUUGGAAGGUGAUGACUUUCCUCUAGAUUCGUUGCAGGUAUUGGACCUAGACUAUGCUUCUGACCUCAUUUUUCUGCACACGUCAGAUGUUUAUGGUUCAGGCUCAGGAUGGCAACUGUUCGUAGACAAUGAUCAAGUGGAGACCCUGUACAACCAUCUAAUGUCUACAGGGAAGGAGUAUGGCAUACGUAACAUGGGCUGGUAUGCUCUUAAUAACAUAAGUAUAGAAAAAGGAUUACCAAUGAUAGGAGAGGAACUUGUCCCGUCUAUCACGCCCUAUGAUGUUGGACUGGAUUCGUCAAUUGAUUAUAAUAAGACAUUUAUAGGAAAGAAUGCAUUACUAGACCUGAAGGACAAGUCCUCCUCCUCCAGUAAAAAGCUUGUCCAUAUGGUGGUCAAAAAACAUGACGACGACUGUAUCCCRUGGGGAGGAGAGACAGUCGUUCAUGACGGUGACGUCAUUGGUCAUGUGACGUCAACAGCUUUUGAUUUCAAGCUCGGUCAUCCAGUUUGUCUAGGAUUUAUUGAAAGCAAAGGAGAGGCAGUUGAGGAAAAUCGCCUUGAAAUUAAUAUUGCUGACAAGAUGUAUCCCGUACACAUAGUGAAAAACAAUUAGGAAGCAUGGAAUACGAAAGUAAUGUUGAGGUUGAUGGUAAACAGUUGCCAUAACGACUAGAAAAUUUAAUAAAAGUAAUAAUCAGAGUAAUAAUAAUUUUUUUAUUAUGAUGACAGUGGCGAUAAUCAUGUUGAUUUUGA